Molecule: messenger RNA, 2819 nt
Organism: Haliotis rufescens (red abalone)
Lineage: Eukaryota; Metazoa; Mollusca; Gastropoda; Lepetellida; Haliotidae
Product: cubilin-like
Exons: 13
Coding region: 9-2753 (914 amino acids)
Source: RefSeq, a predicted model, not a curated record
ACAUCAAGAUGUCUCCACGUGCAGUGAUCAGCUUGCUGGUGGUUUGCCUCUGUCUGGCCUCCACAGAAGGAAGAGCAUUCAAAAAUGAGAAAGCACGGUUCAAGCGACAAGCUGGAAGUAGAUGUGUUGGGGGCGUGAGGGAAGAUCUCAUUGGAGAGAUAGAGUUUGGCUCUGGUCAAUACCAAAACAACGAAGACUGCUGCUUCGAGCUCCGUCCUUACUUUGGCGGUUCUUUCACGGUCGAUCUGGAGUUUAGUGUCUUUGACAUUGAGCAAGGUCCUCGCUGCAGUUAUGACUAUGUUACCUAUGGAACAAGUGACGGUAUUACCGAGAUCGACUGUGGCACGAAAGAUUUCGGAUACAUUAGAUCGUUCAACAGUACGGACAGUUUCCAGUUGUGUUUCCAUAGUGACGCCUCUAUUGUUGGUCGUGGCAUCAAUGUCUUAUAUAUCACUCUCCCAGUAUCCGAAGAAAAUAGUUCACUGCCAGCCUUAAACUACAGCACCACUCCAUCCUUGAACGUGACAGCCUCGCCUUCCCUGAACUACAGCACCGCUCCGUCCUUGAACGUGACAGCCUCGCCUUCCCUGAAUGCAACAUCUUCUCCCGAAACCACCGGAAAUGAAUCUCUGGGUGUUCCCAGGAGCCAUCGCAACUGCACCUUCUCUACCCUUGCUGACCAUGGCAUGAUCCAGAGCCUGCCUGGUACAGGGGAGGACUACCAGAACAACCUCAACUGCAGCUACGUCUUCAAUGUGCCCAGGAACAGCAGUAUUCACUUCAACUUCACCACCUUCGACCUCGAGGGCGGUAAUGGAUGUCCCUACGAUUAUGUUCAGAUCAAUGGUGGACGAAGAUGGUGUGGAAGUACAAUUAACGGGAGGCAAGUGAACGAAACUGGUGAGGUUGUGCUGAGAUUUGUCACUGACGGUUCAGUGACAAGCAGAGGUUUUGUGGCUCGCUUCAACAUCAGGAUGGAAAAUGGAACAUCUCCGAACACAACAGUCGCACCAGCCAACACGACCGUCGCACUAAGCAACACCACCGUCGCACCAGGCAACACCACCAUCGCACCAGGAAACACGACCGUCGCACCAAGCAACACGACCGUCGCACCAAGCAACACCACCGUCGCACCAGGCAACACGACCGUCGCACCAGGCAACACGACCGUCGCACCAAGCAACACGACCGUCGCACCAGGCAACACGACCGUCGCACCAAGCAACACGACCGUCGCACCAAGCAACACGACAGUCGCACCAGGCAACACGACCAUCGCACCAGGAAACACGACCGUCGCACCAAGCAACACGACAGUCGCACCAAGCAACACGACCGUCGCACCAGGCAACACGACAGUCGCACCAGCAAACACGACAGUCGCACCAAGCAACACGACAGUCGCACCAGGAAACACCACCGUCGCACCAGGCAACACGACCGUCGCACCAAGCAACACGACCGUCGCACCAAGCAACACCACCGUCGCACCAAUGAACACCACCGUCGCACCAGGCAACACGACCGUCGCACCAAGCAACACGACAGUCGCACCAGGCAACACGACAGUCGCACCAGGCAACACCACCGUCGCACCAAGCAACACGACCGUCGCACCAGGCAACACGACAGUCGCACAUAGCAACACGACCGUCGCACCAAGCAACACGACCGUCGCACCAGGCAACACGACAGUCGCACCAAGCAACACGACAGUCGCACCAAGCAACACGACAGUCGCACCAGGCAACACGACCGUCGCACCAAGCAACACGACAGGCGCACCAGGCAACACGACCGUCGCACCAGGCAACACGACCGUCGCACCAAGCAACACGACCGUCGCACCAAGCAACACGACCGUCGCACCAAGCAACACGACCGUCGCACCAGGCAACACGACAGUCGCACCAGGAAACACGACAGGCGCACCAGGCAACACGACAGUCGCACCAGGAAACACGACAGUCGCACCAGGCAACACGACCGUCGCACCAGGAAACACGACAGUCGCACCAAGCAACACGACAGUCGCACAAAGCAACACAACCGUGGAACCUUCCGACGAAACAACAUAUGCCUGCAACUACGACACUGCCUCCCUCGAAGGCAGAAUAUCUCUGGCAACUGGUAUUGAUGGUUUCUACGCAAACAACGAAGAGUGCCGCAUCAAUCUAUAUUCACCUGCUCUUCCCCACGUGACCACGAUCAACUUCACACGCUUUGAUGUUGAAUAUAAUAGCAACUGUCGUUACGACAGCCUGUCAGUGAGGCUUGGAAACAACACCAUCGACACACUAUGUGGAAACAACAGAAGUCCCUUCGUGAAGCAAUACUCUAACGCAGAGCCACUCCUCGCCAUGACAUUCGUCAGUGAUUCGAGUGUUUCGGGUCUCGGUUUCGCCUUCGACUACCAGACUGAAGUAGAGUACUGUAAUGCUGUGAUCAAUGGUACAUCCGGGUCAUUCGCAACCCCCCCUGGUGGCUACAGUCCCAACAUGGCAUGCACAUACACCAUCAACACUCCCACGCCAGCUGAACUCCACUUCACCUUCGAGGAAUUUGACAUUGAGAGUGCAAGCAGAUGCAUGUACGACGCCGUCACCAUGGGCGAAGACAGACUGUGUGGAAGCAGCCCCGGCAGCAAGACAUACCAAUCUGAUGGAACCUUUGUGAUCACCUUCACAUCUGACGGCUCCGUGCAAAGGGAAGGUUUCUACAUGUCCUUCACAUCAUCGCCAGUGGCAUAGACAGACUGACCUACACAGCGAGAUCUAGUUGACAACAAUAUGAGUAAAUAAACUCCAUGUGCUCUA